UGGAGACGCUGCAUGUCUGCGGAAAACGGAUGUUGCGUAGCUGGAGGACGCUAAAGUUUUGAACCGUUUUGAGCGGCGGAAUCAGUGCUCAGGGGACGCCGCUUUUUGGUUAAGUUUUUACAUGUUCACUAACAGUGUGCCCUGUUUUAGCGCGUUCUCGUUCUGCUCGUGAAAGCCAAACGAAACCGUAAGAGAGGAAAGGACGAGCGUUACGUUUGCUCGCUUUAGCUCGGCUAACGAUCACCAUGAGCAAAUAUGAGCUGUCAUCGGAGAGACUGGACACUGAGUUUGACCAUUUUCUGCUGGACAUGAAGCCAUAUGUCCUCAAACACCCAAGCAAGACAGAGCGUCAGCGCUGUGCCCAAUGGAUAAAGAAGCUGUGCGACCCAGCCACAUGUGGUUCAGGUCUGAUUGGUCGCAAGAACCGCAACAUGUAUGCCCGUUUGCUCCUUCAGAUGCUCAAAAGAGGGGUCCUGGAUGGGCCUUUCACCAGCAAACCAGAGCCAGGAAGCCUUAAAACACUUCCUACAUACAUGUCCAUCUACUUUGAUGAGCCACUGAGCAGCCUGAGUGUGGAGCACGGUGUUAGAAGCCUGCCCGACUGGGUGACGGGGGAGCUGAGUGGCUGUUCUGAUGACAGUUUAACAAUGGAUCUGUUUAAGGACAAACCCAGUUCUACACCUGUUAAAGAUCAUCACAGGAGAAGGCCAUAUGAGGAUAGGGCAGCAUCACGACCCGUGUCUUCCAGUCCACUGAGACAAUCACCCAGACAAGCUACAAGAAUGGUGGAUGGGGAGCCAAACCAUAUAUCUCCCGAUGACAGUGACUUGGAGGCUCGUCUCAACAGCUGGAACCUGGGGAUUGAGAAGCCAAGGUAUUUGCGAGAGGAGCCCGUUCCCUUGUCACCAAUUUUCAAGUCAAGCUUUGGGGGGAAGAGUAACUUGGCCAGUGAUCAGGGUGCACAACUGUUACAGAGCAAAGAGACCGAGAUGAAGAUCAAAGUGUUGGAGGCCAAGCAUCAGGAGGAAAAACUGAAGAUGCAGCAGAGACACGAUGCAGAGGUUGAGAAAAUUCUGGACCGAAAAAAUGGUGAGAUUGAGGAGAUGAAGAGCCUUCACCGGACCAAGCAGAAAGAAUCAGAGGAGACCAUCCGUAAGCUGGAGAAGAAAGUUCAAAGCGUGCUGCGAGAAUCCCAGGUCAUCUGCGAGAGCAAAGAGAAGCAGAUUGCAGAGCUGAAGAAGAUGUCGGAUCAGAGCGCCGACUGUUUAAAAAACGAGUGGGAGAAGAAGCUGCAUGCUGCCGUGACAGAGAUGGAGCAGGAGAAGUUUGAAUUGCAGAAGAAACACACACAGAAUAUCCAGGAACUGCUGGAGGACACCAACAUCCGACUGGCUAAGAUGGAGUCUGACUAUAAUGCACGGUCACAAGCAACUGAGCAAACGAUGAGAGAGCUCGAGCUCCGGGUGAAACAGCAGUCAGCAGAAGGGGAGAAGGGCAACACGCUGCGUCAGAAAGUGACACAGGAGAAGGCUGAGCUGGAGAUCCACAUUGCAUCUAUCAGCACUGAACUCCAGGAGGCCAACAGACGGAUUAUGAUCCUGCAGAAGGAGAAGGAGGAGCUGAGCGAGCAGCAUGAGCAGGCCACGCAGAAGCUCCAAGUCAAGUACGAGACCGACUUGAGCCACUUGCACCAUGAGCAUGCUCUCUCCGCUGCUAAGGCCUCUGAGGUGAUGGCAGAUUUAGAGAAAACUGUGGCUCAGAUCAAACAGCAGCUCGAGGACAGUGAACAUCGAAGACACCAACAAGUCAGGGAUCAAGAGAUGAAGUUUCAGCAGGAAAAAGAUGAACUGCUGAUCAGCUGUGAGAAAAAGGUUUUGGCACUUCAAACUGAGGCAGAGAAGGAAAAGGCAGAGGCUAAAAGGAAGAUAGCCAAACUGGAAGAAGCACUCAGGGAGAAGGAGAGCCAGCUGGACAGAGCCAGGGAGAGCCAAAGACAGCACAUCCAGCAGGCAGAUAUGGCGCUGGAGCAGUUCAAGAAACAGGUGGAGCUCAGCUCUGAGAAGGCCUACGCUGACAUGAAACUGCAGAUGGAGAAGGUAGAGGAGGACCUGAAGCGCUCCAGGUCCCUCAGGGAGAAGCAGGCCAAAGAGUUCUCGCAGCAACUCGACGACCUCAGACAGAAGUUCGAGCAGCAGAUGGCUGAGCAGCGCAUGCAGCACGAGCAGGAGAGGACGCGGCUACAGCAGCAGCACAGCGCGGAAAAGGACAGCCUGGUCCAGGAGCACCAGCGGGAGGCGAGCAGCCUGGAGAGGCAGGCCAGGGCCGUCCUACAACAGCACCAGCAGCACACCCAGGAGUGGAGGAAGCGCGAUGCCCAGACAAUUGCAGAUUUGGAGGCCCAGUUGUCAGAGCUACGUGAGGACCUCAAGAAGGCCCAUGCCCAGCAUAAGCAGCAGCUGGCCGAGAUGGCGUUGCUCCAGGAGGAGGAAAAGCAAAGAGCAACCCUGGACAAGCAGGCAUCCCUGGACCGGCUCGAGAGAAACCACCAGCAGGAGAAGGAUGCUGCACAUGAGAAGACCAACAGCAGGCUGAAGCAGAUUGAGAGGGAGUACAGUCAGAAGCUUGCCAAAUCUGCCCAGCUAAUUGCGGAGCUACAGACGUCUGUAUGUGACUCAAAGGAGGAGGCGAUACGUCUGCAGACGGCAAUGGAGAAGCAGCUAAAAGAGGCCAGUGCUCGCUGGGAAGAGGAAAGAAAGACAGUAACCCACCGUGCCGAUCAGACCCACAAGGCUCUGCAGGAAAAGGUGGAAAGUCUACAGAGACAGCUGCACUUGGCAGAGAAGAAUCUGCUAAGCAAAGAGCUGGAGACUGAAGAGAAGGUAACCAUGGUGCAUAAGGAGUAUGAGGAGAAGAUCAAAGGUCUGAUGCCGGUGGAGCUCAGGCAGGAGCUGGAGGACACAAUCAGCUCACUGAAAGCUCAGGUUAACUUCCUUCAGAUGAGAGCCUCUUUGCUACAGGAAGACCUGGAUGCCUGUCGCAGCAGCAGGUAACAGCACGGUAACGUCAGGCUGAUCUUCCGCCCGGACAUGAAGGACGGCGUCGCCGAUCAGGUGUGAGCUCUGUUGGCUGUUACGAGUAUUUCACACACCUGCCACGCCAUCUUUUACUUUGAAAGACUGUUUUUCUUUCUCCAUUGGUUUAAC
Pundamilia nyererei is the source of this 3203-nucleotide messenger RNA. RefSeq names its product centrosomal protein 112 (gene cep112). Lineage: Eukaryota; Metazoa; Chordata; Actinopteri; Cichliformes; Cichlidae. Bases 246 to 3050 code for a protein of 934 amino acids. The record is from RefSeq and is a predicted model, not a curated record. The transcript is spliced from 27 exons.